CGAAGAAGAAUAAGUAACAAGCUGGUGGACGAUGGGUUAGGUGCGAAGUAUUUCACUCAUGAUAAUUAGGCAACAAUGUCUUCAGUUGAGUGUUUGAGAGAAUUUGUCAGCGAGCGACUAACUGCUGCUGCUGAAGAAAUAUUCGGUGUUUUAAAAAAAACAAUCGUCAAGUACGAGGAAGAGAUCGACCGUCAGCGCAGACUGCUGGAUAUCGUUUGGAACCCGGAAAUAAAGUUACACAGGAUAGAGCUCCCACAGCAACAUGUCUGUAAGGAGGAGGAGGUUCUUGCUGACCAGCAGCAGCUCUGUAUUCAGGAUAUGGACUCCAGUCUGGACCAGGAAGACCCCGAGUCUGCACAGGUUAAAGAGGAACAGGAACUCUGCACCAGUGAGGAGGGAGAGCAGUUUGUACUGAAGCAGGAGACCGCUAGCUUUAUGUUGAUGCCUACUUAUGAGGAAAGUGACCACAGUGAACCAGAUCCCAAAAGUGACCAUCAGCUUCUUUCUCUCAACUCUCAUGUAGCUGAGAGCCAAGAUCAGGAAAUAGACAAGCCUGGAGACUCAGGAUCCACUAGAAAUGCAGAGUCAAAACAACAAAUUCAAAAUCACGAAAGUAUAAGUCACAGUAACAUUGUAAACAUCCCUAACUUGUCAAAGAUUCACGGUAAAACUCGCACAGGUAAACAGUCAAAAUGUGACACAUGUGGGAAAGUUUACAAGUAUAAGUCAGAACUGGAGAGACAUCGGAGAGUCCAUACAGGUGAGAAGCCAUGUUCUUGCAGCACAUGUGGAAAAGCUUUCCGAUGUCAAAGUCACUUAACAGUCCAUAUGAGAAUCCACACAGGAGAAAAACCGUUUGCAUGCACAACAUGUGAGAGAACUUUCAGACUUAGUGGUCACUUGAAAGCCCAUGUGAGAACCCACACAGGUGAGAAGCCAUAUUCUUGCAACGUUUGUGGGAAAAGAUUCAUUCAGAUGUCAGCAUUGAUUACUCAUAAAAGAAUCCACACAGAUGAGAAGCCAUUCACUUGCGAAACGUGUGGGAAAAGUUUCAGACACAGUAGUGACUUGACAGUCCACAUGAGAAUCCACACAGGCGAGAAGCCAUAUACUUGUAAAACAUGUGGAAGGAAUUUUAGACACAGUAGUGAAAUGACAUCCCACAUGAGAAGAGCACACACAGAUGAGAAGCCAUAUUCCUGCAACACAUGUGGGAAAAGAUUCAAUCAGAAUUCAGUACUGAAAGCUCACACAAGAAUCCACACAGGUGAGAAGCCAUUUACCUGUGAAAACAUGUAGAAAAGAUUUUGGAUUAAAUAGUGACUUGACAUGCCACAUUAGAAGAGCACACACUGGUGAAAAGCCGUACCUUUGCAAGAUCUGCGGGGAAAGAUGCUUUGAUGCGUCUCAUUUGGCAAAACAUAUAAGCUUGCAUCCCGAACUUGAAAAAACACCAGAGGAUCAAUUUACACAAGAGAAAACAUCGACCUGAAACUCCUGUGGAGAGUUGUUCACUAACUCAUUGUUAUUCACUUUCAAUAGCUGCAUCUCUGUCACUGACUGUAUACAAUUCCCCAUUGAGCAGAGGUCACAAUAUGCUGAAUUACAUAUUCAACAACGCCGUCACGUUUUGUUGAAUUAACCUCUUUUUUUCUCUUCAUAUAACUGCAGGACUCCUGUUUCUGUUGGCAAUAGUAUUUCUCAGAAACAAUCAUAAUCUCCCAAAUUUUUUGAAAAUCUUUAUAGCACAUUGAUUGCAUAAUUCAUGAUUUAAUUAAUAUUCUUUUCUACUUUUAUUGUUUUUAAAACCAUUUGUAUACAUCACUUCAGUUGAAUGGAUUGUGAGCUCUGAUGUUGAGGCGAAGAAAGCCUCUACUACUGGUGUUGGGUCACUUGCUAGUCUUUUCUUUUUUGUCUGCAACAUGUUUUAUAUUUUUAAAUAUAUUUUGUAAUGGCAUCAUUUUAACAUAAUGUUUGUUAUUUUGGGUUUUAGUGGUGACACACUGGUUAUAUAUAUAUUUAAAAAUUAAAUAAAAGCAGGCAUUAGCUGUAGUGUAAGGCUAUAAAGACAAAGAAAAUAAAUUGAGUAAUGAUAGACUGUGUUAUGUGAAACUGUGUCUAUCUGUAACACAUUGAUGACACUUUCACAAUUACGCAUCACCAAAUAAAUUAUGUGAGAUAUCUUAACAGUCACACAGAAAAGGAAACUGGUACUGAACAAUGUGGUACCAACACUGCACUGAGAAAGCAUGGGUCAGACUAAAUCUGACUAAAGACAUUCAGGUCAUUUCAUUCAGGAAUUCAUUUAAUUUCAAUUAGUUUCAGAAAUCAGAUUUCAAAAUAGGAAAACUACAGAUGAAUUAAAUGCCUCCAAUGCAAAAACAACAAAAAAGUGAUCUAAAUUAACUAUAGUAUAUAAAUGCAGCUCAGAUUGACAUUUUACAGAUAGACUCCAAAAAUCAAAGUCAGUGAAACUGUAAUUAACCAUGUUUUCUUUAUUAUAUAACAUAUUUCACCUUAUUUUUAAUUUUUAAUUUUAAUAUUUGUAAAUGUUAUAAAGUAUGCAACAGGUGUGCAUGUUACAUUUUUGUUUAUAAAUAUCAGAUUGAGAUUAGUUAAUGUGUAGGAAAUGGUGUAAUCAUGGUUUUCCUGUUUAUGUGCUGUUUAUACAUCAGAGGCCUGUACUACGAAUCAAGGUCAACAUGUCCUGGCUUUCUUUCAGUUACCC
Messenger RNA from Perca fluviatilis (European perch), 2728 nucleotides. Its product is annotated as zinc finger protein 501-like. The record is from RefSeq and is a predicted model, not a curated record. Lineage: Eukaryota; Metazoa; Chordata; Actinopteri; Perciformes; Percidae. Bases 76 to 1299 code for a protein of 407 amino acids. The transcript is spliced from 2 exons. Gene Ontology annotation, biological process: regulation of transcription by RNA polymerase II. Gene Ontology annotation, molecular function: RNA polymerase II cis-regulatory region sequence-specific DNA binding; DNA-binding transcription factor activity.